AUGGAACUUAAUUACGAAAAUGCCGACCAAAUUGGUCCAAAUCUACCAAAUUUGGCAGAUUUGAAAAAAUAUUUGCGUGAGGAGAAGCCGCUCUACUACCAAGUGUUGGAGGAGUAUUUGCGAAGGGCGGCACAUUUGAUUAAUGAAUUAGGAGCGAAAUUGGAACGAAGUGAGCGUCAAGCUCACGACGAAGGAAAAGUUGGGGAAAGGCAACGUGAGAAUGAGGAGCAGCUCGUGCUCCACCUCCCCGAGCACCAACAGUGUGAAGAGCAGGAAAUGAUAGAGCCAGUACCGGCACUGGUUCACGAUGAAGUAGAGGGGGUGGAGGAAGACGAAGCAACAGAGUUGCGGCAGGUACCACACGAGCUGUUCCUCAAUGAAGAAGUUAUCGAUGCAGUACCAAGAGCCGCGUUAGUGGUCCGGAGACGCAGAGAAGUGACAAGAACUCGUGAAAUUGUAUUGCGUUCUCGAACGGUACGAGUCCCAAUUGUAGAGGAAAUAGGACACGAAGUGGCACCAGCAAGUCCGCAAGCCUUCCAUGUGCCGGUAGUGGAAGGUUUACCAGCCCACUAUCAAGAGCUGCUGGUUGAACCGGAAAUCGACCCAUAUACAGUAAUUAGAAAUGGCGACGGGUCGGUAAUAAUUGGUUGCGGCAUAUGUCCUAAACAAUUUGGGACUCUAAAGGGAUGGCGAAUCCACGCCGCCAAAAUGCAUACACAGAACGGCUUUUGCCACAAAUGCGGCCAUUUCGUCAAAAUGCCGCAGGUCCGUUCCGCUGAAGAAGUUGCAGCCAUGAUGGAGCUCCAUUCUUUGGAAUGGUGCCCUAAAGCCACGAAGGCUGUGAUCGAUGAUAGAGCUGCAAAGCGGCGAAGGCUCGAGCUGGUGGGUAGAAACGAUGAGGCGGAGCAUUAUUAUAUUCCUGGUAGGUGA
Molecule: messenger RNA, 930 nt
Organism: Loa loa (African eye worm)
Lineage: Eukaryota; Metazoa; Nematoda; Chromadorea; Rhabditida; Onchocercidae
Product: zinc finger protein
Exons: 5
Coding region: 1-930 (309 amino acids)
Source: RefSeq, a predicted model, not a curated record